Molecule: messenger RNA, 5606 nt
Organism: Salmo salar (Atlantic salmon)
Lineage: Eukaryota; Metazoa; Chordata; Actinopteri; Salmoniformes; Salmonidae
Product: growth factor receptor-bound protein 10
Biological process (GO): insulin receptor signaling pathway; negative regulation of Wnt signaling pathway; negative regulation of insulin receptor signaling pathway
Molecular function (GO): insulin receptor binding
Source: RefSeq, a predicted model, not a curated record
GAGAGAGAGAGAGAGAGAGAGAGAGAGAGAGAGAGAGAGAGAGAGAGAGAGAGAGAGAGAGAGAGAGGAUGUUGUGUGUGACUGUGUACCCAGCUCAAUAGGACAACGUGAGCGAUAACUACAGGAGAUUUUCCCCAUUUGUUUGGUCCUUUUAUCUAAAGGAAUAGCCUACAGACACCGAUUGUCACGCGCUCCCCUCGUUUCAGCUCCGUGCGUUUCUGUGUGCUAGUCCAGCAGGUCUCGAGGUAUCUGGUCUGUGGCGUGAGAAGUAAAUGUGAUCUCCAGAACCGGAGCCUGCGGAAGGAUAACAUGGCCUUAGCCGGGUGUCCGGACUACUUCCUCCUCCAAUCUAACUUCCAGGAAACUGUGGACCGGACUUCCUCCCGCAGACCGGACAAUUUGAAUGGUCAAGGGUUUCAACUCUCUGCCCAUCGGAACUCCGACCACCAAGAUGAUGUGGAUCUGGAGGCGUUGGUGAAUGACAUGAACUCCUCUCUGGAGAGUCUCUACUCCAGCUGCAAUACCCACACAGAGACGGCCCCGCUGCUGCACAACAGCCACGUGCACACCCCUCAUCACGGGCACGCUCCUCAUCGGUGCGUCCCUCGCUCCCAGCGCCCUACGCCCCCUAUUCCCCCCUCCUGCCCCCAAGAGAGGCUGUGUCGCUCUCAGCCCGUACACAUCAACGCCUUUAGGAGGCUCCAGGAGGAGCAGCAGCAGCAGCAGUGUCGUCCCUCCUCUCUCCCUGCCGUCAUCAACCCCUUCCCUGAACUCUGCACCCCCACUGGCUCUCCCAUCCUCAGCCUCAUACACACCACAGACAACCAUAUCAUCAAGGUGUACAGUGAGGAUGGAGCAGGGAAGGUGGUGGAGGUGCCGGCUGAUAUGAGGGCCAGAGACGUGUGUCAGCUUCUGGUCUAUAAGAGCCACUGUCUGGAUGACAACAGCUGGAGCCUGGUGGAGCAUCACCCACUACUGGGCCUCGAGCGCUGUCUGGAGGACCAUGAGUUGGUGGUACAGGUUCAAGCCUCUAUGACCAGCGACAGUAAAUUCCUCUUCAGGAAGAACUAUGCCAAGUAUGAAUUCUUCAGGAACCCCCUGAACUUCUUUCCGGAGCAGAUGGUGGCAUGGUGUCAGGUAUCUAACGGCUCCAUCCCCCAGUCACAGCUCUUACAGAACUUCCUAAACUCCAGCAGCUGUCCGGAGGUGCAGGGGUUCCUCUAUCUGAAGGAGUCUGGCAGGAAGUCCUGGAAGAGACUCUCCAUGUUCCUCAGACGCUCUGGACUCUACUACUCCACUAAAGGAUCCUCCAAGGAGCCCAGACACCUCCAGUUGUUGUCAGACCUGGAGGACAGUAGUGUGUUCACAGUGACCACAGGGAGGAAGCUGCACAACGCCCCCACUGACUACCAGUUCUGUAUCAAGCCCAGUAAGGUGAGGAGUGAGUGCAAGGAGCUGAGGAUGCUGUGUGCCGAAGAUGAACAGAGCAGAACCUGCUGGAUGACUGCCUUCAGACUGUUAAAGUAUGGGAUAUUACUGUAUCAGAACUACAAGAGUCCCCAGCAGCGGAAGUCUCCUGUCUCACACUUCUCUACUCCUGUGAGGAGUGUGUCUGAGAACUCUCUGGUGGCCAUGGACUUCUCUGGCAGGACGGGACGCGUCAUAGAGAACCCUCUGGAAGCACAGAGCGCCGCGGUGGAGGAGGGACAGACAUGGAGGAAACGGGGUCACCGUAUGAAUGCUCUGGGCAGCCCCAGCCUCCUCCACCCAUCUUCUCUCAGCUCAGUGAUCCACAGAACACAGCUAUGGUUCCAUGGUCGCAUUAUUAGAGAAGAGUCCCACAAGAUGAUCAUGCAACAAGGACAAGUAGACGGGUUGUUCCUGCUGAGAGACAGUCAAAGUAACCCCAAGGCGUUUGUCCUGACCUUGUGCCACCACCAGAAGAUCAGACACUUCCAGAUCCUACCGUGUCAAGAGGAAGGUCAGAUGUUGUUCAGUUUGGAUGAUGGCUCCACCAAGUUCACAGACCUGAUCCACCUGGUGGAGUUCUACCAGCUCAACAGAGGGGUGCUGCCCUGCAAGCUCAAACACCCCUGUACCGCCGUGGCCUUGUGACCCUUCACCCCUGACCUCUGACCCGUGAACCAUACGCCUGCCCUCUGGUCUCACUACACUACCCUCUGUCUGCAGUUAAAUUCUCUACCCCUUGUUCACUAGGUCGUCAAGUGUGCACUUAUUCACUCGUUCCUCGUGGAUUUAAAAGGAAUGGAGUGUUGGAAGCUGAUGGUACAUGCUUAGUUACACCAAUGCUUUUAUGUAUGAGGGGUAGUGAACAAUUGCACACUUUGCGGGGAGGGGUGGGGAAUUGGAAAGUGGCUACACAGAUAGAUGGAUGGACAGACAAACAGACAUGUGGUGUACUAUAGUGAUCUGUGGAUCCAACCAAGCCCCUGUUUCCUCCUCCUUCACCCACCUCAGACAGACGAUAGACAGGGGGCUGGUUCCCCCGCACUUCUUUAUUGAUCAUCAGGGAUCGAAUCGAUCACAACGAUUGACCAUAUGUAAAAAUCAACCUGUGCAGUCCAGUCUUAAUAAGCUGAUCACCUGAUGCUUCAUGCUGCCUACUGGCUGACGUUGCCUUGGGGGCAUCCUGAAGCAUGAAGUUGCCUGGGGGGCAUCCUGAAGCGUGACGUUGCCUGGGGGGCAUCCUGAAGCGUGACGUUGCCUGGGGGGCAUCCUGAAGCUUGACGUUGCCUGGGGGCAUCAUGCCCUUCCUCUGCUUUCCUUAUUGGACCAACCAUCUCACUCUAUCUCCAAUACUUUAUACACGGCCACUAGGAAGAGGAAAAGCCAACAACAAAAAGAACACAACAAAAGCAAACCGUGUUGGCCGUUUGUUUGAAAUGGCAGAUGAUUGUUUGAGAUGUGGACUUCCCUGUCAGAGCUGAUGGCGUUGAUAUGAUGUUGUAUUACUGUUGCAGAACUAUUUGCACUUCUGAACAGAAAGCCUACAGUUCUCUUGUAAACUGAAUUAAGCUGAAUGCUCCUUCUCAACCUGCUCUUCCUCCUCUCUUUCUGCUCCUCAUCUCCUACUCUUCCUCCUCUUUCUUGUCCUGCUCUUCCUCCUCUUUCUUGUCCUGCUCUUCCUCCUCUAUCUUCUUUUGUCCUGCUCUUCCUCUUCUCUUUCUUGUCCUUUUGUCCUGCUCUUCCUCCUCUUUCUUCUCCUCUUGUCCUGCUCUUCCUCUUCUCUUUCUGCUCCUCCUUUCUGCGUAAGAAAUCCCAGCCUGCUGAUUGGAUUAGAUUGGAUUAGAGGCUGGAUAGCCUCUCUGUUCCUGCUACGUCCGGCUCCACCUGAUCCCAUCAGAACAUUUGGAAAACCAAGAACAUUCCCUGCAAUCAACCCUAAAGUUCAGAGAGAUGAGAACGGGACGGAAGGAAGAGAAGUCUCACAAACAUGCCCCCUGCACCUUCAAUUUGGACUGUCAAGAGUUCAAACUUUCAGGCUACGUUCCAAUACCCACAAUAAUAUUGCACUUAGAACGUAUGUCCAAUGCAUUUUUUCACUGUACGUGAACAAAACAUCAUCACCGCCAGUCAGUAUUGUAUGAAUGUCAAUAAGUGUUCUCCAAGUCAGUUGUUAGCUUCCUACUGCGGUCAGCAUGAUGCUGUGUUAAAAUACAAUUUGAAAUCAUUUCAAAUACUUUCUGUGCUUGAUUGAGCUUGCCUGCCUUGAUAGACCAAUAUAACAGUCCCAAAACUUCAAACCCCGCCCCUCUGGCACUCAAGGCAAUCUAGAGCAAUCUCCCAGGUAUUUGAUAGAUUUCAAGCAGUAUUUGAACCUAGGUUUGGCUAUAUUGUCUCUGACCCACACCUUGAUGUUGUAGACCAGGGUGUCAAACUCAUUCCAUGAAGGACCUAGUGUCUGCUGGUUUUUGGUUUAUCCUUUCAAUUUGUGUCCAAUUAAGACCUAGACAACCAGGUGAGGGGAGUUCCUAACUAAUCAGUGACCAAUAGAUGUGAGAGGGUAUUCAUUCUCAGAAUGCAGGGAUCCAUUUAAAGCACUCCCCAAUGUGCCUGUAUUUAUGUUGAAAUGUAUGCUAUGUUGACUUUGCUGCAGCCAUAGUUAAAUUAGUUUCUCUCAACUUAAAGUUAAUAUUAUGAGCGUGUGUGUGUGUGUGUGUGUGUGUGUGUGUGUGUGUGUGUGUGUGUGUGUGUGUGUGUGUGUGUGUGUGUGUGUGUGUGUGUGUGUGUGUGAAGUCAUACUAUUAUAAUGCACAUAGUCCAUCUGUCCUUCUAUCUGAAAUGUAUUAUGUUCCAAAUCCUCCUCUUGUUUAGGAAUGGAAAAAAGGGUCUAGUAGGAAGAUUUCUGUGAGUAUUGGGACUCAGCCAGCCCCUGUUUGGUCCUGUACAGUCCCGUCCUGUUUUGUCUUAUCUUGUUCUGUCUUGUCCUAAACUGUUCUGUCCCGACCCAUUCUGGCCUGUCCCGUCUUAUCCUGUCCAUGGGCGGUUCUAGACCAUUUCAACUGGGGGGGCCAAGCUGGGGCCAGUUGUACUGUUAGAGGGGCCAGUUACAUUAGACGUUAUUGUUGUCAUAUCGUUUUCUUCACUGCAUUGCAGGCAUUAGCAGGCAAAAAAACAUGUUCAUAAUCAUCAUCGUUGCCGCUGUCUAAUAACGGAUGUAUAAAAAGAACGAUAGCAAAAAUUAGUUAUGUAAACAUUUUUUCAUACUCCACAUUUAGGGGGGCCACAAGGGGGUCCAAAAUUGUUGUCAUAGGGGCACUGCCCCCCCCCCCCCGAACCGCUAGUGAUCCUGUCCCGUCCUUCUCAGUCUUCUAGCGUGAGGCAGCAGAGCUGUUGGCCUAGCAAGUGUGUGACAUAAUACCUGCUCAAAGCUUCCACCAGGUUUACUAGACGCGCGCGCAAACACAUACACCGUCCCGUGCCAGAUUGACAACUAAUAGCAAGGGGCUACCAGGCACUCUGCCAGGCCAGCUCUCUGAAUAACGUCACUGUUGUCACUCCCGUCCCAUCACUCCUGAACCAUACCUGACUCUACAGCUCUACAGGAGUUUCCACUACUUCACCUCACUCAGAAGCUCUGGCUGGACAUCUUAGUCAGUUAGGGCAGGCAAAAAUGUUAACCACCCCUCUGUCUCUCUCUGUCUCUCUGUCUCACUCUGUCUCUCAAUCUUUGCCUCUUAAUCACUGUGUUAUAAUGCAAUCCUUCACAGAAGUCCAAUCAUAUGGAUGUACAGUAUAUAUAAAUUCAGCAUAUGAAUAUCUAUUUUAUAGAAUGUGAAACUAUGGAAAAGCUGUAGAUCUAACACUGUAUCUAGGUUACAGAUCACUAUGAGUGCAUUCCAAAUGUCACCCUAUUCCCUAUAUAGUGCAGUAUUAAAGGGAAUCGGGUGCCAUUUAGGACAUUGCCUAUGUAUUGGGCGUUAUGCUUUUGCUCAUCACUCCGUCUCAAAUGAAGGUGAAGAUUUUUUUUUCAUUAUUUGAUUCAUUGACUGUUUGCUUUUGAUUUUAUCACAAAUUGAACUUUUAUAUAUAUAUAAAUAAUAUACCAGAACAUAAACAGUAAUAAAUGAAGCUUUCAAACUGGA